Messenger RNA from Marmota monax (woodchuck), 3393 nucleotides. RefSeq lists its product as uncharacterized. Bases 1773 to 3155 code for a protein of 460 amino acids. Gene Ontology annotation, cellular component: plasma membrane. Gene Ontology annotation, biological process: cell surface receptor signaling pathway. The record is from RefSeq and is a predicted model, not a curated record. Lineage: Eukaryota; Metazoa; Chordata; Mammalia; Rodentia; Sciuridae. The transcript is spliced from 2 exons.
UCAUGUAAUUGAGGAAGAAACUGAGUGUGAGGUAAGUCCAGGAGAAGGAAAGUGAUAAAAAUGGUUGACAUACAAAGAGUUGCAAAGUGACUUAAAGUGGUGUCCUGUGCAGCAUGAGCUCUCUUCUUACUUUUUACUCUCCGGAAGUCCUCCAUACAUGGGAAAUAUAAAGCAAGCCUUGUAGCAACUGGUGUCACCUGGCAGGCAGUCCCAGUUGGGGACUUGGCCAAGUAGCUGAUUGUGAGGAUCCUGCAGUUGAUGACACUGUCUUCCUUCUUCACUUCUGCCCCCCUUGCCCCCUCAGCACACAGUCAUGUGCUUCCCAAACACAGCAGAGGUCAUGUCCACUGGGGUCAUCGAGGACAAGGACUGUCCAGUUUCCCCUAAAUCUAUUCUGCUCCCCAGGGAUGGUGCUCUGCCUCUGGGCCGCCCAGGUACCUUCUGUGACCAAAAGACUCUUCUCCACACUGUGAACACUCAGCAGGCUUUAGCAUCCUGUGUCUCUGCUCCAUCUUUCCCUGUCUGGGAGGACCCCUUCUCCCACCCAUGGGUGCUGCUCACCUGCUUUUCUUCCCUUCCCUUCCCUGUCCCCAGUACUAGGCGUAGUAUUGCUGUCUUGACUUUCCUUUCCAAGGAAAAGCCACAUUGUAUAGCUGGCCCUGUUUAUGUUUAUUAAAUAAAAAAGUAAUGCCACUCCAUCAGCACCCUGAAGGUUUAUUUAUUAUGAUUUUCCCAUCAAUGAAUGCAAUGAACUGUCUUUUAGGAUUACCUUGGUUUUCUAAACAACAUCUGUAAUGUCCUGAGCAAUUAUGUUGUCACAGUCAACACUGAAGACCAUCCUGUGAAGUCCCAAACUAUGUCUAAAAGCGAAAUUUGCAAGUGUUCUUCUGCAAAAGAGAAAAUCAUAUGAUAAUUCUCCCAGUAUCAUGAACCUAUAACAAAGGAAUUCCCACUACAAUACCCUUCUCUUCAGCCCUGGCCUUAGGGACUUAGUGCAGCUUGAAACAUCAGACUUCUCAGAAGUUAACUCUAAAGUGACAGAGAAAGCUCGGUGUACUCCGGAAGGAAAUCUAUCACUCUUGACAUUUAAGACACUGUGUGUGAGUGCAUAUGCACGAAUGUGAGUUUGUGUUGUGUGUCUCUGUGGGUACACAUGUGUGUUUUCUUGUGGAGUUUCUUCUACCCUCACACAGUUUACCUCUGGUGGCAUUUACUAAGAGGUGCCGGGUCACUGGCAAGAGCUCAUAGCUCUUCAGGCUAGUGACAGCAAAUUCAUACCCAACCAAGUCAGCCUUAAAUAUAGCUGAUAAAGUUGUCUAUUUCAAGAUUAUAUAAGCCUGGAAGUAUAUGUUUAAUAUCUAGAAACCAUCUUUGUAAAUUACACUAUUUAAUGAGGUUAUGAUUAAAUAAAAAAUCAAAUGUAAAAAGUCACCUGUCUGAUUAAUGAAGUGAGCCAUGGAAUACAGGUUUCCCACAUGGAUCUUCUUGAGGUGGUGUUAUUCUGCUUGCCUCUUUCAUUUUAGCAUACUGAUUGCACUGGUGUAAUAUUAGUUUCUUUUUAACCAUAAUGUGGGUUCAUACAAUUUAUUUGCCUCCACAGGCUUUGAAAUCCUCCACUCAGACUUGAAGAUCAACCCUAAAUUGUCCAGAUGAGAAAGCCGCAGAACGGUUGUGGACAAGAGGGGACACCGGGUGGGGAUCUUUUCUGCUGAUUUAGUCAAUCAUGACAUGAGCUCAGAAGGUGGAGUCCAUGAUACUGUGGGCCAAGGGCCAUGUGGGGGCACAGUGUCUCCACAGUGCUGCAGGGUCCCUGGGAGGCCUUGGAAGAUGGCCCAGGAGAGCAGAGCUUUAGGGGAUGCUGGCUGCCUGCUCAUAACAGGGAGGUAGUUGGAAUUCCUGGAGUGGGUCCUGGACACACAGCUAAAUACAGUCUACUGUCCAGGGGAGGAAGGGCUGCCUUGAGACUCUGCAGACACAAAGAAAGAGUUUUCUUGGCUCACGCUGGGGCAGUGGAAAGUGAAGGGCUAGAGAGGCCAGGGCAGGGAAUCAGAGUUAGGCCAAGAGCCCACUGCAGAGAUGGAACUAGCAUGGAAGGAAGUAGGACGUGGACCUGGGCCAGGAGGGGGGUGCUCAAACUGACCCACCUUCAGAUCAGGGGCUGUGCAAGGCAGGAAGGGUGCUUUGGGUACAGCCUGAGUUUUGUCAUUGGGUGCAGUGGGCCAGGUGGCCUGCAGGGAGGGACAUGUCAGAGCAUGACACAUGAUGCUGAUGGGGAGACUAGAACUUCAGAACCUUUGAAUGCUCAGCCUGGAAGGUCCCACCACUCAACUAGGAGACCCUGGGUUCCUGAUGCUGCCAUGGGCUCCAGGCUCCUCUGCUGGGUGGCCCUUUCUCUGCUGGGAACAGGCCCAGUGGACUCUGGAGUCAAGCAAACCCCAAAACAUCUGAUCAAAGCAAAAGGACAGCAAGUGACACUGAGAUGCUCCCCUCUCCCUGAACACCUCUCUGUGUACUGGUACCAGCAGACCCCGGGCCAGGGGCCUCAGUUUCUCUUUCAGUAUUACAAUGGGGAAGAGAGCGAAAAAGGGACGAACAUCCCCAGUCGAUUCUCAGCGCAGCAGUUCCCUGACUACAGCUCUGAACUCAACCUGAGCUCCUUGGCGCUGGGUGACUCGGCUCUGUUCCUCUGUGCCAGCAGCCGGGCACAGCCACCCAUGAGCAUCAGCCUUCAGUACAAAAUCAUUCCUGCCCGUGUCAGGAAGUGGCCCGGAAGGUGGAGCCUCAGCCAGGCUGGUUCAGGCCUGGGAAGCUGCCAACCUGUCACAGACACCCAGUGUGGAGUGCAUUCAGCUGCUCUAGUGCCACAGCAGUGGUGCAGGGCAGUGCAUUCACCUGUUCCCAUCCCCGAGGGGACGCAGCUUCCUGGUCUCAUGCAGUCAUUGGGUGAUGUCAGCUCCUCAACCCAGGUGUUCCCCACCCGGCACUCUGCAAAUCUGCCCCCUCCACUGGCUUCCCUCUCCCAGGUCCCCACUAGCAAGUUGAGAAGGUCAUGCAACAUGCAUCUUAACCUCCUGCGUGACUUGUCCAAGGAACACGUGAGUUCAAGGCAAAGCAUAUCCCAAUGGGUCCUCCUCUGUGAAGAAAAUGAAACUUAAAAUUUUCUGCACUGUGGUCAUAGACUGGGCCAAGUCGUCUUCCUCUCUCUCAUGGGGGCCUGUGAGUAGUGAGCGCUCCCAGCUGGGGAUCAAGAGGAGGAACAUUUACAGGGGAAGCACCACUGUCCUGUGGGUGACACAGUCAGACCUCAGGGGAAGGGAGAGGAUCCUUGUUGGUCACUCAUUUCCUUUAUUCUUUUAUUCAACAAACAUUUUGGGGAGUCCUACAUUGUAUAAG